CCAGAGGAGGACACAGCAAAGCAGAAUCAUUUGGAAAAGAUGAUACCAGAAACUUUGAAUCCACUGAACUACUUCACCAGCCUGCUACCAGACUUGAUGCCAGCUGCCACAGUGCCUAUCAUCAUUGUCAUCUGCCUUCUGUUUCUAAUAUGGAACCACGAAGAAACAUCAUCAAUUCCAGGACCAGGAUACUGCAUGGGAAUUGGGCCCCUCAUUUCACAUGGGAGAUUUCUCUGGAUGGGAGUAGGUAACGCCUGCAACUACUACAACAAGACAUACGGAGAAUUCGUGAGAGUUUGGAUCAGCGGUGAAGAAACAUUUAUAAUUAGCAAAUCCUCAAGCGUAUUCCACGUAAUGAAACACUGGAAUUACGUUUCUCGAUUUGGGAGCAAGCUUGGAUUACAAUGCAUUGGCAUGUAUGAAAAUGGGAUUAUAUUUAAUAACAACCCGGCACACUGGAAGGAAAUCCGACCCUUCUUCACCAAAGCCCUGUCUGGUCCCGGUCUUGUGCGCAUGAUAGCCAUUUGUGUUGAAUCAACAAUUGUUCACCUGGACAAACUAGAAGAAGUGACCACUGAAGUAGGAAACGUCAAUGUGUUGAACCUCAUGAGACGGAUCAUGCUUGACACAUCUAACAAGCUCUUUUUAGGGGUCCCUUUGGAUGAAAGUGCCAUUGUUCUUAAGAUUCAGAACUACUUUGAUGCUUGGCAAGCUCUUCUAUUAAAGCCCGACAUAUUUUUUAAGAUUUCUUGGCUUUGCAAGAAGUAUGAAGAGGCAGCCAAAGAUUUGAAAGGAGCAAUGGAAAUCUUAAUAGAACAGAAACGACAAAAGCUUUCCUCUGUUGAAAAGUUGGAUGAGCACAUGGAUUUUGCAUCCCAGCUGAUUUUUGCACAGAACAGAGGCGAUCUGACUGCUGAGAACGUGAACCAGUGUGUGCUGGAGAUGAUGAUCGCUGCUCCUGACACUCUGUCUGUGACUCUCUUCUUUAUGCUAAUACUGAUUGCAGAGCACCCCACAGUGGAGGAGAUGAUGAUGAGAGAGAUUGAAACUGUUAUGGGUGACAGAGAUGUACAGAGUGAUGACAUGCCAAACCUCAAAAUUGUGGAGAAUUUUAUUUAUGAGAGUAUGAGAUACCAGCCAGUUGUGGACUUAAUCAUGAGAAAAGCUUUGCAAGAUGAUGUAAUUGAUGGCUAUCCUGUGAAAAAGGGGACAAACAUUAUUCUUAACAUUGGACGUAUGCACAAGCUUGAAUUCUUCCCAAAACCGAAUGAGUUUUCUCUUGAAAACUUUGAGAAGAAUGUUCCAUCACGCUAUUUCCAGCCAUUUGGAUUUGGCCCCCGGGGCUGUGUAGGAAAGUUUAUUGCCAUGGUAAUGAUGAAAGCAAUUCUGGUGACUCUUCUGAGACGGUGCAGAGUGCAGACAAUGAAAGGAAGUGGACUUAACAACAUCCAGAAAAACAAUGACUUAUCCAUGCACCCAAUAGAAAGGCAGCCUCUGCUGGAGAUGGUUUUUACACCAAGAAGCCCAGACAAGAAUCACAGUGAUUAAAGGGGAUCAGCAUUAACAUUACAGGGUGUUCUCAGCCACUUUAAGAAAUGCUCUUCAUUCCCAGGUAAAGAUGUAACAUAAAACAUUUUGUUGCAACUAAACCACUACACCAAGCAUCCACUUAUUUGCCUGCACAACACAACGUGUUCUGGCCAUAAAUUCCACUGCAAUGCAAUAAGUCCAAAUUCUCAAAACAGUCCUGUUGUCAGGUGAUGCCACCCUAUACACAGGAUUCCUGACUACUUUUUAAACCAUCAAGUUCAGAUGAAGUUCAGCCCUGCUUUUCAAACGGUGCAAGGUCAGACAUUUGAGGGUCAAAAUCACCUGCCUGUUCGUGCUAAAUUCUAGGACUCAUCCUGGAAUUUCGUUUCAUCCUCCCACCCCUCCAGUUGGACAUAGCAGUACUUGGUGUGAAAGUUCUAAUCAUCUGUUUUUGAAAACAUCUGAAGAAUGCUAAAUUUGACUUCAAGACUAUGAAAUGAUUUAAAAUACAGAAAGCUAUCAUGCUUAAAAAAAAAUACAUGUACUAAUGUAACUACAGUAGUAGUAGUAUGGUACUAAUAAUGAUUUCCUCCAGCCUCAGGUUUAGACUUGGUCCUUUACAGCAGAGCUACGUAACUACCCAAGUUUCUUGCUGCAAAUGGAAAAUAUAUGGAAAUUUGUAGAGUAUAGUUAGAUAUUUGUUGGCAUCUCUACUAGCCUAAUGAUGAUUCUCUUCCUUGGUCAAAAAGAAAAAGAUUUUCUGGGUUUACUGCCAGCAUUCUCUGGCAAAGAUUUUCCAUUUUCGGUAAGCUUCAGUGUCCUUACCACAUAAACUAAAGAAAGAGGCUUUCAGGAUAAAGUGCCUUGAUAAAACUAACUAAGGAACAAAAAGUUUAUGUUCAGCUUUUCCUCCAAAGUCAUUUAAACAUUUUAUUUUUCUGUUUAUAGUUUAUAUACUUGUUUAGAAAACUUAAUUAUGUUAAUUAAUCUGGUCCUUUGGAUCACUGCUCUCAGGUGCAGGUCCAGCAGACUAAGAUUUAUUCAAGUAGCAUGCAAAAACUACUCACAACCAAUAAAUAACUGUUUGUUCCAGACAAGGGUAAUGAAUUAGGCCAGAAUGGAAUUGUUGAUGGAUAAGAGCUGCACAUUUAGGUCAAAACAGCAUAGAAGUGGUCUACAGGAAUUUGAAAACAUAUACAUCAGACUUGAAAGAAGAAUGAUUUAUUGCAGCUAGGUUACUUUCAUACCUUCUCCAUAGGAUUGGCACAGUGCCCAAAAGCGACACCAGAAACGCGCAGUCUCUUACAGCCUGUGAAUACAGACAAAUCUGUGCAUCUGAAGAUGCACAUAAGUAGAAUUUCCAUCUUUUUAGUCAUUAAGAGGCAAAGUGACGUGAACAUUUUGAAUAUCCCAUAUAACCUCAUUCUAUAUCCUUUGUAGCUUUUAAACUAAGAAAUUGAGUCAGCUGGGGAAAAGAAAAGAAUCCACUGAACCUUAUUUUGCUUGGGAAUAACCUAUAAUUUUACACAUUGUGCAUCUUCAUUUAUUUCACACACCAACAUUUUGAACAGGGAUCAUUUACUCUGUGGUUUCUAUCUCAGUUAUAGGUUCAGAAUAAAUUUAUUCUCAAGGUUGAAAAUAAUAAACUCCUUAAACAACUUUUAUCACUAAAAUUUUAAAACAAUUACAUGAAAUCAUGUAGAUAGUUGAAAAAUGCACUCUGCUCUGAUUUCUUUAAUAUAUACUGUUAAAUUUAAAGGCUGGAAUUUCAGACAUGUGAUUACUGUUAUUAUUCUAUGAAAGAAAAGCAGUUUCAUUUUUUACUUUUUGUCAGCAAAGGAUGCAGAAUUAUUUUGCAUUGUAAUUCAGGUGCACUCUUUCUCAUAUGCUUUGCAGAUAGUGAUUCUGGUCCUCAAGUUUCUGUAGUACUUAUUUUUGCCCGUAUUUUGACAAUGGGCCCAUUAGUUAACCUGAGCUGCUACAUAACCUGAGCCCAGUUCUCCAUAUCUCUUUUAUGACUGUCAUACAGUGGUCUAUUUGCAUGAAUAUUUGCAUGACGAGGCCUAUUUCACCACAUCUUUGAGAAUGGUAAUUGAUGAAACAGCAUUUCAAAGCUUGCCAUGUGGAUAUAAACAAUUUAAAUCUUCUAGAUGCAUAUAUGCCAUUGUAUAUAACUAAUUUUAAACGGUGUUUUAUUACCAGAUACUGUAAAAGCGUAGGUGACCUUUACAGCUGUAUCAAAUCUAUUAAGUGACUUUUCCAUUGGCGUUCAGUUUAUUAACACAGAUCAAACCUGAAGACUGUUUAAUACAUCACUAUGAAUAUGGGCUGCUCAGAGCACAUAGAUGUAAUACAUUGUUAGAAAAUAAGUGAUCAUCAAAUAAAGUCUGUAUGCACAAAAACA
Molecule: messenger RNA, 3934 nt
Organism: Tympanuchus pallidicinctus (lesser prairie-chicken)
Lineage: Eukaryota; Metazoa; Chordata; Aves; Galliformes; Phasianidae
Product: aromatase
Exons: 10
Coding region: 40-1548 (502 amino acids)
Molecular function (GO): monooxygenase activity; oxidoreductase activity, acting on paired donors, with incorporation or reduction of molecular oxygen; heme binding
Source: RefSeq, a predicted model, not a curated record